Ananas comosus (pineapple) is the source of this 2440-nucleotide messenger RNA. RefSeq names its product tubby-like F-box protein 5. Bases 895 to 2190 code for a protein of 431 amino acids. The transcript has 4 exons. The record is from RefSeq and is a predicted model, not a curated record. Lineage: Eukaryota; Viridiplantae; Streptophyta; Magnoliopsida; Poales; Bromeliaceae. Gene Ontology annotation, molecular function: protein binding.
GGAAAUCCUCACAUGAAGAGAGAGAGAGAGAGAGAGAGAGAGAGAGAGAGAGAAGGAGUUACAGAGAGAGAGGAGUUAGAGAGAGAGAGAGAGAGAGAAAGAGAGAGAGAGAGAGAGAGAGAGAAAAGGGGAAUCUUUUAAUCCUCCAAUCCCUCACAGCUCCUGUUUUGGGAAAAGCCAAAGAUAUAAACAAAUACAUUUUUUUUUUGACAAAGAGAGAGAGAGAGAAGGAGAGAGAGGGAGAAAGGUGGUAGCUUUGGGAUUGUUUUGAGGAGAGAAGUGGGUUAUUCUCGGAUCUCAGAGAGAGAGAGAGAGAGAGAGAGAGAGGGAGGAGAGAGGCAAAAGAUGUGAUUUUGAAACAGGGGAAGAGGUACAAGCUCUCAUUUUCUCAGAUCAAGCUCAUAUAAAGUCGAAAUCUUUGUGGUUUGUUUCAAUAAACCCCCCUAAUCUUCUCGCAUUGCUUCGAUUUCUGAUAAAAAGGUUCGAUUUUUCUCACAAAUUUGCCCAUUUUUCGCGUUUUGUAUGUUUAAAAUUUGCGGGGAAUUUGAGAUAUUUUGGUGGUUUUGGAGAAGUUGGUGUUUUGGGUUUGGUUGUUGUUUUCAGUGAAAUGGAGGAGAGAGAGAUGAAGAGGGGAGAAUGGAUUUGGGUUUUUAGGGUUCCAUGUGUUCUCUACGCUACAUUGGCUUGUUCUCUUGUGGUUUGAGUUGUAGAGGUGAAAUUUUUUAGGGAAUUUAAGUGAAUCAUCAUCAAAUCCAAAGAAAAUUUUGAUUUUUAGAUUAAUUUCUCCCUUGUUGUCCUCAAAGUUCAAAUUUUUUGGUGAUUUAUGGGCUAUGUAUUCAUGUUAACAACCCCAAUCUCAUAAAAAGAGGGAGAGGGAGGAGUGUGUAGGAGAAAAUGUCAUUUAAGAGCAUUGUUAGGGAGCUAAAGGAGAUGAGGGAUGGGAUAGGGAGCAUAUCAAGGAGGGGAGGAGGGGGAGAGGGGGCCGAGGGGCGGUGCCGGCCCCCUCGCGGCGGCGGCCGAAGUUCUUGGCCCCUCCAUUUGCCCCACCACCCCCGCCCCCACCAAGGGGAGAGGGAGAGAGAGGAGCACCACCAGGGGAGGUGGGCCAACCUCCCGCCGGAGCUCCUAUUGGAUGUGAUACAAAGAUUGGAGGCGAGCGAGGUAGCGUGGCCCGCGAGGCGCCACCUCGUCGCCUGCGCGGCCGUUUGCCGGUCGUGGCGCGAUUUGACAAAGGAGGUUGUGAAGACAUUGGAGGAAUGCGGCCGGAUCACCUUCCCAAUUUCGCUUAAACAGCCUGGUCCUCGUGAUUAUCCGAUUCAGUGCUUUAUAAGGAGGGAUCGAGCGACCUCGACCUAUCGGCUCUAUUUGGGACUGAGCCCGUCGCUUCAAGGAGAAAACGAAAAGCUUUUGCUAGCAGCCCGCAAGAUUCGACGAGCAACCAGCACGGAUUUCGUGAUCUCGCUGGCUUCUGAUGACUUCUCUCGAGCGAGUAGUACUUAUAUUGGAAAACUGAGGUCAAAUUUUCUUGGCACCAAGUUCAUGGUCUACGAUAGCCAGUCCCCGUGCGACGCCACGCUUUCUUCGAACAACCGUCCAAGCCGGAGAAUCCACUCAAAGCAAGUCUCUCCGAGACUACCGGCGGGAAACUACAACGUCGCCACCAUCUCUUACGAACUCAAUGUGCUUCGAACUCGAGGACCGCGGAGGAUGCAAUGCACUAUGCAUACGAUCCCGAUCUCCUCUAUUCAAGAAGGCGGGACUGCCCCGACGCCUGCUAACUUCAUCCACUCUUUAGACGAACAAUUUUCCAAUUUAUCUAUGGGGAAAGGAAAGGAGCCGAUUAUCGAAUUCUCUUCUACGAGCCUCGCUAACGAGCCUAUUGUAACUGUCGCCAAUAAUGGCGAGCCACUUAUGCUAAAGAACAAGGCCCCUCGGUGGCACGAGCAACUUCAAUGUUGGUGUCUGAACUUUCGGGGGAGAGUGACCGUGGCUUCCGUGAAGAAUUUUCAACUUGUGGCGGCAGUCGAUCCUUCCCACCAGGUUUCUUUAGCGGAGCAGGAGAAAGUGAUUCUCCAGUUCGGGAAAAUAGGGAAGGACAUUUUCACGAUGGACUACAGGUACCCUCUAUCGGCUUUUCAGGCGUUCGCAAUCUGCUUAACGAGCUUCGACAACAAGCCCGCGUGCGAAUGAACGGUGAAAAGCACUCGUAACUGUUCCUUUUUUUUGUCCUUUAUCUCGCUAAUAUUUACAACCUCGAAUGCAAUGUUGUAAAUACCCAUUUUGGACAAAUUGUUUCUAGCCUGCCGUCAUCACUAUUUUUAGAAAUCUGCCAAGCAAACACUAGCAGUAUUUAUGUUCAAGGAUGAACUUGCAUCGAAUGUUUGUAUCUUAGCAUAUUUUAGAUUACCUUGAAAAAUUGAGGUAACCUUAUUUAUGUCUA